Messenger RNA from Aspergillus fijiensis CBS 313.89, 2073 nucleotides. RefSeq names its product 5'-methylthioadenosine/S-adenosylhomocysteine nucleosidase family protein. Lineage: Eukaryota; Fungi; Ascomycota; Eurotiomycetes; Eurotiales; Aspergillaceae. The transcript is spliced from 3 exons. The record is from RefSeq and is a predicted model, not a curated record. The coding region runs from base 447 to 1661 and encodes 404 amino acids. Gene Ontology annotation, biological process: nucleoside metabolic process. Gene Ontology annotation, molecular function: catalytic activity.
ACGGCCAUCCCGGAAGGCUGAGUGCAUCAUCGCCCAACUGUCUCUCACGCACGCACUCUUUCGCCGGCUAGUCGUAGGGUAGAGUAAGUUGGAGAGAAAGAAAGAGAGAAAGAGGGUGUGUGUUCCAGCUCGAUUGGGCAGGCAGUCGACUGUACGCUUACCUCUGUUACGGCCUUGGACCUGGAAGUGUGCGUAUAAAGGCCGCAGCCUCUCGAACCAACAUUGAGCGACAAAAGCACGAACAGUUCCCAACUCAACGUCUUCACGACACAAAUCCGCAGCAUACACUUCCUCGCGAUCUACGACUGCUCGAAGACUGCUUUCUCCUCUCAACUUCUGUCACUUUUCUCAUUUCCUGCUGUUCUUGCGCCAGAGGACCAUUUGCUAGACCUUGUCUUUUCACCAUGGCACCCCAAGACCGACACAGAGCUCUAGAGUCAUCGAACAUGGAGCGCGUUCGCAUGGCUGAGUGGUUCAGCAAAGAAGAUUACACGGUGGCCUGGAUCUGUGCCCUGGCGCCCGAAUUGGUGGCAGCAGCAGCGAUGCUGGAUGAAACAUAUGCGCCACCUGCGGCUUUCCGACAGGACCCCAACGACUCCAACGUCUAUUCCUACGGACGGAUAGGACAGCACAAGAUCGUCGUCGCAUCACUCGGUGCUGGCAUGUCCGGUAAGGUACCUGCGAGCACGACUGCGACCAACCUCUUGCGCAGUUUCCCGAAAAUCCGCUUCGGUCUGAUGGUGGGCAUCGGCGGCGGAAUCCCAGCCCUGAUCGUCGAGGACUCGACCGACGAUAUCCGCCUCGGAGAUGUGGUGGUUUCUAUGCCCCAUGGCGAAUAUGGUGGGGUCGUCCAGUACGACCAUGGAAAGAUCGUCCACGAAGGUCAAUUUGUCUACGCCGGAUCGCUGGGGAAGCCACCGGCUAUCCUCCUGAAAGCAAUCCAGAGCGUCCAGAAACAGCAUGACAUGCGGGGCAGCAGCAUCCCACAACUACUCGGGGAGAUCCUGAAGGAACGGCCCAGGAUGGACGUCAAAUACCGACGUCCAAACACAGAAGACCAUCUGUACCAGGCCGAAUAUGAACAUCCUGCUGAUGCAAAGAACUGCAGCCGAUGUGAUGCACGUCACCUGGUGCAGCGGCCGGCGCGGGAAAGCGACGAGCCCGUCAUUCACUAUGGGCUCAUCGGCUCCGCGGACCGGGUUAUGCUCCACGGCCCGACUCGUGACAAACUCCGCACAGAGAAGAACAUCAUCUGUCUGGAGAUGGAAGCUGCGGGGCUGAUGGACAGCUUCCCCUGCCUGGUGAUCCGUGGGAUCAGUGACUAUGCCGACUCCCACAAAUCGGACCGGUGGCAUGGCUAUGCUUCCAUCGUGGCCGCAGGCUACGCCAAAGAGUUGUUGAAUUUUGUGCCGGAGCUGACCCGGGAGCCCACGGCGGUGGAAUUGAUGUCGGACAUGUCCAAGACGCUGGAUCAACUCCCAGCCCAGAUGAUGAAGAUCGGCCAGGUGUUCCAACCCCUCGCGUCGCCUCCGCAACAAGCCGGGAUCGCAUUUCGAAGAGAUGGGCUUUCGUCCAAGGCGCCAGGUUCCCGGAGUGGCGCCCAACGCCAUGGGGCAUCAUAUUCCGCGCCAGCAGGCCAGGCGAAGAGAAAGCGAGUCUAAGUACUAUCGUGAGCGAACAUGUUUGGGCGCGCAGCGAGAUCGAGAGAGACUAGUUGAGGUCAGCGUACCGGGGCACCACCCGCAGAAGAUGAUAUCCAAUAUGCAGUUUGCACACGUCGUCCGUUCGUCUAUGAUCCGUCCGACAAAUGGAUUAUUCGGUCUCGAGCCGAGGGAACUGUUGGUAGAGAUCAAAGCUUGUGAUGAGAACAUCGUGGUGUCUCCUGGAGACAAUGUGAUAUGGCCAUGAGGCUAGUUAGAUCAAUUUGAUGAAGCUGAGACAUCGGAGAUACGGAACGACAUUUUGAAUUCAUGGUGGUUGGUUGGUUGAACUAGCUAAGAGAUCAACACGUGAAGCAACCUUGAAACGCCUCGGAUCACGUGGACAGAUUACUCAGGAACGCCGGCAGCUGGC